GAGAGGCGCACGGCGCGGCAACUGGGCAGAGCCGCCUUCGCUCGUUCCCUUUUGUCCAAGAUGGCAGCUGCCGCCGGAGGCGCCUCUUGAAUCGCGGGCCCCGAAGCCAUGAAGCGGGCGACCGAGCGGGAUUCCAGCCCGGGCGGGUCCGGGGGGACACGUGGCGCCUCCUCCACCAAAAGGCCUCGAGAGCGCGAGAGCAGCGCCAGCGGUGGCGGAGGAGGGAGCGGCGGCGGCGGCAGCAGCCGGCGGGGCCCACACCGGAGUUCGGCCGCCUCCACCUCGUCAUCCGCUUCCACCUCCGCCUCGUCGCGCAGCAGCCGGGACAAGCCUGCAGCUGGCGGUUCCAGCUCGCGGAGCCAUCGCGGGGAGGAGCGGCCGGGAGGCGGAGGCGAUUCGAACCACCGCGCAGCCUCCUCCAGCGCCAGGAACAGCAGCAGCCAAACCGCCGCCGCGGCCCCUGCCGUCCCGCCUACCCUGUCCUCAUCCUCGUCUUCUCGGGCGCUGGGGCUCGCCAAGAGCAAAGUGACCGCUGCAGCGGUGGUUGCCCCUUCCUUGCUUCUGGGUGGACCUCCACCCGUGGCAGCCCCAUCGCUCCUCUUGGCCCCUGGCCUUGGCUUGCCCGCUGGGGUGACUCUGGCAGGUGAGCCUCCUGGCUCCAGCGACUACAAGACUCUACUAGUGAGUGGCCUGGGCCCAGCCUUACCUGAUCAGCUGCUGGAGGAUGGCCUCUUUCGCCAAUUUCAGAGAUUUGCUAGCGGCGGUGCCAGCGACAUUAGCGUCAAGCUGUCCCACACACCUGAACUUGGCCGUGUUGCUUACGUUAACUUCAGGCACCCGGCAGAUGCCCGUGACGCUCGUCGGCAUGCCAGAGCCCGGCAGCUUCUCCUUUAUGAUCGGCCUCUGAAGGUGGAGCCUGUGUACCUGCGAGGAGGUCGCCGGAGCCGUACUCCUCCACCUACCCCCUCUCCUGAACCCUUGGCAUUUCUCCCUCCUAUCCAUGGUGUUUAUCCAUAUAAACAGAGAUCGCUGUCUCCUGUUGCCAGUCCUUUGCUGAGAGAGCCUAGACCUCGACACGCUCAAGCUGCAGCAGCAGCAUUUGCCUUGGAAGCUGUUGCCUUGGGACUUUCUCGAGAAAGGGAGAGGGUGCUGGAUUACUAUGGGUUAUAUGAUGAACGGGGCCGUCCUUACAGCUAUCCCUUAGUGGCUGAGGAGGAUUUAAUGCCAGAAGAUGAUCAGAGAGCAACCCGGAAUCUCUUCAUUGGCAAUCUUGAUCACAAUGUCUCUGAGGUGGAACUCAGGCGUGCCUUUGAAAAAUAUGGUAUCAUUGAGGAAGUGGUGAUCAAGAGGCCUGCACGGGGUCAAGGUGGAGCCUAUGCCUUCCUUAAAUUCCAAAAUCUGGACAUGGCACAUCGGGCCAAGGUUGCCAUGUCCGGGCGGGUUGUUGGCAGAAACCCUAUCAAAAUUGGCUAUGGGAAAGCCAACCCGACUACCCGACUUUGGGUUGGUGGCCUUGGUCCAAGUACUUCCCUAGCUGCUCUUGCUAGGGAGUUUGAUCGUUUUGGUAGCAUUAGGACUAUUGAUUACGUAAAGGGGGACAGUUUUGCCUAUAUUCAGUACGAGAGUUUGGAUGCCGCUCAAGCUGCCUGUGCACAAAUGAGAGGCUUCCCUUUGGGCGGUCCAGACAGGAGACUUAGAGUGGAUUUUGCUAAAGCUGAGGAGGCCCGCUAUCCUCAGCAGUACCAACCUGCACCACUUCCUGUACACUAUGAAUUACUCCCUGAAGGCUAUAGCAGACACAGGAGCCUGGAGCAAGACUUAAGGGUGAGGGAUAGGACUCCUCCUCAUCUCCUUUACUCAGACAGGGAAAGGAGCUUUCUAGAGGCCGAUUGGGCCAGCUCUGUCAAAAAUGCAGAGCGCAGAAAUAAUUUGGAGGCAUACAGUCGUUCAGCACGCAGCAGGAGUGGAGAACGUUGGGGCAGCGAUAGUGAUCGCAGUGUUCUCAAGCCCUGGGAGGAAAGGCGUAAACGACGUAGCCUUUCCAAUGACCGUGGGCGGACUACUCAUUCGCCAUAUGAGGAGAGAGCCAGGACAAAGACUGGUGGGCCAGGAGCAGAUCGCAGCCCAGAUCGGGUUCGGAAGGAGAAUCACACUACAGAAUCUACCACAGAGAAAGAACAAAACAACUCGCUGCAGAAUAAUCGACAUGCAUUAGAGGAGAAACCUCACCGUGAAACUUCGGAUCCUCCUCAGCCUAAAAAAAGAGAUAGUGAACGCAAUCACCGAACUGGUGAGUCUGAAUCAAAGGCUCAUGAAGAGCCCAAAUCUGAAACAAAGAAGUUAAAAACGUUAUCCGAUUAUGCCCAUACCCUGCAGCUUGCUUGGAAUGGGCUACUUGUCCUUAAAAACAGCUGCUUCCCUACAUCUAUGCACAUCCUUGAAGGAGAUUUGGGAGUCAUCAACGGGCUUCUGAAAGACCAUUUGUCUGGUGGAAAGCUAACACAGCUUAAGAUUGCUCAGAGACUUCGGUUGGAUCAACCCAAACUGGAUGAAGUAACUCGACGUAUCAAGCAAGGGAGCCCUAAUGGCUACGCUGUGUUACUAGCUACCCAGGCUGCUCAAGGGGCAAGUGCUGAAGGGACCUUCCCAGUGGCGGAGCCUGGCUUACAAAGACGGCUUCUCAGGAACCUGGUCUCUUACUUGAAACAAAAGCAGGCUGCAGGAGUCAUCAGCCUUCCUGUGGGAGGGGCAAAGGGCAGGGACAGCACAGGCAUGCUUUAUGCUUUUCCUCCUUGUGAAUUUUCUCAGCAGUACCUCCAGUCCGCACUAAGAACAUUGGGAAAGUUAGAAGAAGAACAUAUGGUGAUAGUGAUAGUCAAAGACACUGCCUAGUAUUUACUCUGUAUCCAUUUUCUCUUUAUCCCCUUGUUCCGAUUCUGUGUUUUCUUUAUGUCUCACACUGCCUGGUUGCUUUUAAGGCCAAUUAUUUUGAGUGAGGCCCUUAGAGUCCUCCCACCAAAUUCUACAAUUGUAUUAGUUUCUAAUAUUUUUAAUACCCAUUUUAAUGAAUCCCAUUUUGUUUUACUACGUGACACUGUCUGCCGUGUUCUUAUUUUUUAAAAAUAUAUGGAAAGUUGUCAGUAAAGCCUUGUUCGCUGAUGGAUUUUUUUAAUUUUGUGCAGUGUCCUGGUUUCUGUAGUCUGCCAGUGGCUGGCUCUGUGUUCCAGAAUAUAACAGCUAAUGACUUUACCAAAUUCAGUUCUUCCACUCUACUGCUAUUUAACACUAUUAUGCCAGUUUUGUGCUCCCUUUAUUUCUUCAAUAACUGAAGCCUGGUUGCUUCUUUCCUCAGUGGUAGGUAGCUAGUGCUUUUUUUUUUUUUUUCUUCUCAAAGACAAAAGUCAGUGUAUCCUUCAGACCAACCUUUUCCUGGUGGAUGAAAGCUUUUAAGGUGGUCUUAGCCAAAGAACAGCUGUGUAAAACUUAAAAGCUUCAGUUAAUUCUCUGCAACUCUUGGUGCAAUAAAAAAAAUAUGAGGCACCUUGGGGGCUUUUUUCUUCCUCUUGAUUGUGUUGAUUGUUGGAUUGAUUAUAAUAUUGCAAACUGAAAGCUGUUCUUAAAUAUCCUGUCUAGUAAUAAUUAUGGGCUUCUCAGGAAGACAAAUAACCAGGCACUUGAGUAGGACCUGAUAACAACAUCUACGUGAUUGUGUUGUUCAGCUCCUUCAUCAGUUAAUACAGCAAAAAUAAAAGACAAAACUUGACAAAUUGCCUGCUUAUAGUGUUUGUACUAUCUUAUAUAAUAUCAAAUUCUAAAUUGCAUCCCUUUUUAUAUCCAAGGGGGCUAGGCAAAUGUAUGUGCUACUUGGAUGUAUUCUGAAGCACUCUUAUCACAAUUGUACAAAUGCAGGAUAUAGUUUGUCUAUACCCUUUACCACAGACAAUUAUGUUGUACGUAAUGCAUAUACAUCUAUUUUACCUUAGACUGGAAAUUGUAAUUGCAAAUGAAUUCGCAUAUAACUAUUGCUGGAAUAUACUACUUUCAUAGGUUUUUGUGAAGUAGUCCCGUGAGGACCGUCAUGUAUAUUCUUUUUAAAAAGCAUGUAAUGAAAUUCUCCCCCUUCUACAGCCAGGUUAGCUCCCUUGUGUCUAACUUACGCAAUUAAUAAAUAGCUGUAAACCUA
This is a messenger RNA of Pantherophis guttatus, 4183 nucleotides long. RefSeq names its product RNA binding motif protein 15B (gene RBM15B). Gene Ontology annotation, molecular function: RNA binding. The record is from RefSeq and is a predicted model, not a curated record. NCBI's taxonomy places the organism in Eukaryota, Metazoa, Chordata, Lepidosauria, Squamata, Colubridae.